Messenger RNA from Haemonchus placei, 765 nucleotides. The record is from the annotation of a GenBank genome assembly. Lineage: Eukaryota; Metazoa; Nematoda; Chromadorea; Rhabditida; Trichostrongylidae.
AUGUAUGGCAUUUCAUGUUUGGAAACGCGAAGUUUAAAGACUCACCAGAUGGAAAUUGGGGAACGGGAGCUGAUCGAAACUAAUGAGGGCUUUUGUGGAGAUAAGAAAAAGUGUCGGGAAGUAACAUACGGACGUGAUCCCUCUCAUACUCAUCAUUACAUGUUCGAAAUCGGGUCCAUGAUUAUUGAUGCAACGAAAAAGGGAAAUUGCUCUCGCUUUAUGAAUCACUCUUGUGAACCAAAUGCAGUUUGUGAAAAGUGGUACGUCCCACGUACGCCAUGUGCCAUUGACAGAAUAGGUUUUUUUGCAAAGCGUGAUAUUGAACUUGGAGAGGAGAUAACAUUUGAUUAUCAAUUCGAAAACUAUGGACGAGAAGCGCAGCGAUGCUUUUGUGGUGCCGCUUCCUGUACAGGCUGGAUUGGAAAACCACCAGAGAUGAUGGAGGAUGACACGGUAGACGAGGAAGUUGAUUCCCCAAGUGACGAGACUGAAGAGAGUGACGAUGAAGACAUGAAAGUACGUCCAUCCUUCAUGGUUCUGCAGCUGUUACUUGCAAAUAUUUGUUACAACAUUAUAUUACAGCUAAGUGAACGGGUUGUUAUACGUCGCAAGAAGGCAUAUCGGUACUCCAGCCGCGAUAAUGUGACCGUAGAGGAUGUUGAAAAAAGGCUGGCUAAGGCUCUCGGAACUGGAUGCCGAAAUAAAACUCAUGUUUUGGGGUGGAUCAAGUUAAUGGUCAGUUUCACACGUUUUUGCUGUUGUUAG